CCCACAGUUCCUCGCAAAGCAUUACGCAUGCUCAAAGCAGUUGGGACAGCGUAAAGUGGAAAGUAGCGGCCGAUUUCUCGUAGUUAGUCGAUGGUGGUGCCGUGUGUCGGCGCAGCCACGGACUUUUUUUUUGUUCAGUUCGCGCGUUUCGUCAGUCGUCUAUAAAUCUGCUUAGUGUCGAUUGGAUUAUGGAGAAUGAGGUCGGUCAUUUAAUACUAAACACUAUCGACCAGUUAAGAAAGAGAAAAGCUCGUCCAGAUCUCGAUAGGAUAUGUCACAUGUUACAACGGAAUUACGGUUUAAAUUCAUCAAUCGUCCAAACCGAACUGGAUAAGUUGAUUGUUGAAGAUCGCGUAAUCAAAGUUGACUAUAAAGGAAAUACCAGUUAUCGAAACGCAGCCAAGUGGUCGAAGGCGAGACAUAGGGAAUAUAUCCAAUCCAUGACAAUGGAAAUUAAGAAAGAACCGGACUUUAAACCAAUCAAAAAAGGUCCUGGAAGACCUAGAAAAUAUCCUUUGCCCGAAGGAGCCGAAAGACCACCGGAAAAACGCGGAAGACCUGCCAGAAAAAAGAAAGUAAGUAUAAAGUUAUAUAUAUACAUUAUAAUUUUUAAAGGCGUGACGUAUAUUUUCAGAUAUGCGUUUUUCUCUGUAAAAAAAUUCCAUAAAUUAAUUUCCCUCGCUCGAAAAAUUUUACAUAUUUCAACUAUACAAGAAGAUGUAUGUGUCUUUUGUGCACAUCCAUCUCAGAAUAAGAAUGGAAUAGUAGAAUCACUACUUUGUUGUAAAGAUUGUAAAGUUAAAGCCCAUCCAAGUUGUAUGGAUUAUACUCCAGAACUUGCCGCAAGAUCAAGAAUGGGACCUUGGCAAUGUAUAUAUUGUAAAAGUUGUGCAGUUUGUAAUGGUUCUGGAAAUGGAGAAACUAUGUUGAUUUGUGAUUCUUGUGACAGAGGUUAUCAUAUGGGCUGUCACACACCGGUUGUCAUGGAGAAACCAAUAGGGGUAUGGAUGUGCAAUGUAUGUAAUGAAAAUAAAAAUAAGGAUAUUGGUAUGCAUAAACUUGUCAUAAAAAAGGAGGUCAAUUCAACAAAUCAUAAUAACAUAGAUACAUCAGGACUUCCAACUCCUUGUGAUUCACCUGUUCCAGAUGAUAUUUGCCAAGACUGGAAUGGAAAUAUUGAUAGUACAACAAAUAAACAAUAUCCUCAUAUUGUCCCAGAUCCAAAGGAUUGGUCAAUAGAUGAUGUUGAAAAGUUCUUUCUUUCAAUUGGUUUUGUUGAUCAAGCACCUGCUUUUAAAGAGCAAGAAAUUGAUGGAAAGUCAUUACUUUUAUUGAAACGUAGUGAUGUCCUUACAGGACUUUCAAUUAAAUUGGGACCAGCUUUAAAGAUAUAUAAUCAUGUAAAGAGGCUACAAACAGGAUUAUCUGAUGAAAAUAUUAAUUUGUAAAAAUAUUAAAUAUUAGGAUUCUAAUUUUUUUAUUUUUAAUAAAAAUUUUAACCUAACAUGCCUACCACUAUAAUUGAAAUACCAGCUAUUCAUUAUAUACAAGUGGUAAUCAUGUUCUAUAGAUAAUGUUUUUAAACUAUAAACAAAUAAAAGCAGAUGAUGAUUUUGUAUAAAAUCAUUUAGUAGAAUUAUUUGUAUAUAUAUAUAUAUGUAAAAAUUUUGUUAUUUUGCUUUAAAUUGAAUUUUUCUAAUAAUGAACAAAGUAACAAAGCUCUUUAGCUAAUCUGAACACAUACUAGUAUGUUUUUUCUCACUUUUGAAAUAUAAAUAAAAGCAAUAUAGUCAUAUGUGAUAUCUGGUUUUUUGAAAAUUUGCCAAUAAGCUACAUUUCUAAUGAAAUGUACUUAUUUACUCUAUUAUUUAAAUUGCAAUUUUUAUACAGAAUAUAUUACAUUGUUACAAAAUACCAUAAAAAGGGUUGUAUACUUAUUCAAAUCAUAGUGCCAUUGACAGUGAAGUAUACGAUUGAUAAGGAAUGGUCAGAAAAUUUUUUGUAAAUAUGUUUUAUUAUAGAUUUUGUUUUAUUCUCACAUAUAUUUCAUACUUAAUAAGAAUCUUUUCAUACAUUUAUGUUAAUAAUUGGAGCCAGAUUUAAUGCUUUGAAAUUUUUGGUUACUUUUAUAAGAAUUACACAGAAAUAUGUUUUAUUUACUAUGUAUAGACUGCUUUAUUUUAUUUAAAAUUUUUAUAAUUACUUACUAAUAUUUUUUUUCAAUAAUUUUGAUCUUUCAACUUGUAUUUUUUUAUAUACAGAAUUAUUUAUUUAGUAUAUAAUUAUAUGUAUAUUAUAAUUUUCAUUCUAAAAUCUGGCUCUAGUUAAUUUUACUAGUCAUUCUAUGAAAUCUUAAAUUCUGUUUGUUUUGUUUGUCAAUUGCAAAACGAUUAAGUUCAAUGUUAUGUCAAGUAUGUCUUUCCCAGAAUAAGAAUGGAGCCGAUGUUCAUUAGUCUACAUAAGCGAAGGAAAACAAUUCCGGGUUAAUUAUAUUCAGCAUAUCUUAUCAUUUUUAUACGAUUUUUUUAAGAAAUUAUAAAUUGUAAAAAAUUAAAUUUUCGAAGUUUUUAUUCUGUAAGUUGCUGAGCUAUGGCGGCAGAAUGAUACAAAAUUUAAAAUCUAGCACAUCGGUUUUUCUUAUUCGGGGAAAUACUAUAACUUAUAAAAUAGAUCAAUAAUAACUUAAUUGAAAUUUUGAAAAAUGUUUUUUCUAUAAUAAUAAUUGAUAUAUUUUGUAAUAUUUUUUAGAACGUAAAUUAAUUACUGAUAAAUACCAUAUCAUGAUGAAGUUCCAUAUUUAAAAUUAUUGUUUAGAAAUGAUUUAAAUUGCUAAAGAUUGUUAAUUAGAAAGAAUUCAAAGUUUCUUGGCUAGUUUGAAUUUAGAAUGCUGUCAUAAAUUCAACAAUACUGAUUAAAAUGUUUUCUGUUUGCAUUUUAAAUCGUUGGAAAUGAUUAAAAUUUUAAGAGAGACUGUAAAAAAAAAAAAAA
Molecule: messenger RNA, 2988 nt
Organism: Centruroides sculpturatus (bark scorpion)
Lineage: Eukaryota; Metazoa; Arthropoda; Arachnida; Scorpiones; Buthidae
Product: zinc finger protein dpff-1-like
Exons: 8
Coding region: 189-1448 (419 amino acids)
Molecular function (GO): DNA binding; protein binding
Source: RefSeq, a predicted model, not a curated record